This is a messenger RNA of Cydia splendana, 2721 nucleotides long. RefSeq names its product mitochondrial outer membrane protein SLC25A46-like. The transcript has 7 exons. The record is from RefSeq and is a predicted model, not a curated record. Gene Ontology annotation, biological process: mitochondrial fission; mitochondrial membrane fission. Gene Ontology annotation, cellular component: mitochondrial outer membrane. NCBI's taxonomy places the organism in Eukaryota, Metazoa, Arthropoda, Insecta, Lepidoptera, Tortricidae. Bases 105 to 1316 code for a protein of 403 amino acids.
CAAGAGAUUGGUCAACAGAAAUCAUUCUCUUGUCCGACGUUUUGUACAGAAGUAUUAUUAAUUUUAUUUUUAGGCAAUAUUUAUUAGAAAAAUAAUGUGCUAAGAUGGCUGGGUUUGAUUACACUGGUUACAACAGGCCGUAUGGGUUGGAUCCUAAUAGAGAAAGCAAUGAUUUGUACGAUUCCCGCUAUCAGCAAAUAUACGGAUAUCACACACCUAUGACUGAAGAAUACCAGGGUCCACCUCUUGUUAUGGAUGAUAAUUCUGAAGAAGAUAACAAUGCAUAUGUUACAACAGCAAUUAGUGUUGCCAGUCUUAUCACUGAGAAUCUCCUCAGCCAUCCAUUUAUUGUGUUGAGAAGGCAAUGCCAGGUUCACAAUAAUCUCCGCAACUGCCAUAUAGUACCUUACACAUUAAUGCCGGUUGUGGUGCGGCUGCAUCGGCGUCAGGACUUCACGACACUGUGGAAGGGCAUUGGCUCAACUUGCAUUGUCAAGGGGCUCAACUUGGCUGUGGAAGAUGUGGUAGCUAAAGCAACAGGGUGGCCCAAGGAAGUUUCAAAGUGCAAUUCAGUACUGCAGUUCCUCCAACAUGUGACUUUAAAAUGCAUAAGCCUAGCCAUCAUCACGCCAUUCUACUCAGCAAGUCUGGUUGAAACAGUUCAAAGCGACAUAGCUAGCGACAAGCCAGCUCUCCUCGAUGUGAUCAGAGAGGGGUUCCUGCGUAUACUAGAGUGGGGAACGCCUAGCAGAGGCAGAAUGCUCCCUAUAUGGGCCAUAGUAGGACCGACGGCUGCUUUUGGAGUUACGAAGUAUUUGGCUCACAUAACUUUAAAAAGCAUAACGGUCCGUGUCCUCCGCUUCCAACAGCGCCACCGCCACGAGCUCAGCGACUCGUACAAUGUUAACUACAAACAGUCUCAAAACCCGCUCAUUGAGGACAUCAACUUGAAGGCCAACAUAUUCUCCUUCAUUACCAUGGAGAUAUUGUUCUAUCCUGUGGAGACGAUUAUACACAGGCUUCAUAUACAGGGCACCAGAACAAUAAUCGACAAUCUCGACACGGGUACUUCCGUGACACCGAUCCUGACCGGCUACGAAGGCUUCAUGGAUUGCUAUAACACCACAAUAGCCAAGGAAGGCUUGUCGGGACUCUACAAAGGGUUUGGAGCCCUCGUACUGCAGCUAGCAGCCCAUUUAGCCAUAAUCAAAUUGACAACCUUGGUUGUGUCAGAAGUGUCCAACCUUCUCAAACCUGCCAAGACUCCCACAAGUGAAGAUUCUGCUCACUCUCAGCAAAAAUACCUGUUUAACUAGAGAUUUUAGAUCAAUUUCGGGAUUUGUUUUAAGAGUAAUAUGCAGAAAUUAACUCUGUAUGCAAAUCAAUCAAUUUUUAUAUAUGCAUUGACAAACUCUCUGUCAUUGUUACUGUGGAGAUAGCUGAGAAAAGGGUGUACAGGCACUAUAGACUAUUAACUUGGUAAUGUGACAACAGGUUUACAAUUGUUACAAAUGUUCUUUAAUGAAAGUAAACUGUUAAUAUAUUGGCAAUGAAAAAUACCAGUUGUUGCCAUAUCUUCUUUAGGGAAGUCAGAGCUAUAUGCUUAAAAAAAUAAAGUAAUAGGUAUCAACUAUGGUUGAAGUAGGGCUGUCAUGGACAAAAGUUCAAAAACCCAGGACUUACAGAAAAAAAUUGCGUUUUUGCCCGGAUACUAUAGAAUAACUGCUGAAAAAUUAAAUUCAAUUCUAAUAACAAGUGGUUCUUCUAAAAACCUGUCUGAGGACUCAAACUAAGACAAAUCUGGGAAAACAUGGGUGGGCAGCCCAGUUUAAUGUUACACCGUAGUUACAUAGAAUGACAUAAGAGUUGGCUCAUGGAAAUUUCUAAAAGUAGUUUAUUGUACCGGUCCAUAUAAUUCUGCAAUUUGAUGACAAACUAGGGACAAUAAAGUCAUUUCACUAUACAGAUAUUUCCAUAAUUUUAGUUGCAUGUUGCUUUGUAUGAGACACUAUUGAUACCUGAUACUACCAAAGCCGAGUCAAAUAUCUAAACAUUAUAAAUACCAAGUUGACAUGACAGUCAUCACAAGGGGCAUUCCAGAAAAGUGUUGGUUGUGUGACUUGUGUGGUACUUUUUUUUUAACACUGAUAAAGCUAUUUGGUAUGAUAAUGUUAGAUAACUUAGCUUUAAAUUCAAUGAUUAUACAGACUUUUGCAGGUUAUCAUCAUGUCCCUAACAAAGUACUUUUUGUGGAUUGCCCCACAUCCCACAUGAAAUUAUACAGGAUGAAAAUCUUUGAAUAAUGUGUUUAGGAAUGUUAAGGGCCAAGACCUUUUCAAUGUCUAAUUGCUGAUUGCAACUAUCUAAUAAUUAUUAUUAUAUCUGACUAGGCACAAUAAGGGCUGAUUUAGACAAUGCGAGAACUCGCAUACGCGUUUCAUACCAUUGCGGGUUGAAUUGGAUGUAACCAACAGUCCGCAAUAUAACUAAAAUCGCAUGCAAGUUCGCGCGCCAUCUAAAUCAGCCCUAAACCUUUUCUCUUAAUCCCAAAAUCCAUUAUAUUGUCAGGUCCUUUCAGAUGAUGUAUAGUCAAUGUUUGUUUUUGUUUAUGUUUUUCUACAGUAGAUAGUUAAGUAAAAUGCUUAUAGUUCAAAACUGUAAAAAGUUUUAAUCAUAUAAACAAAGUUGGAAAAAAGAGAUUCAAUAAACAAUUUGUUGCUA